AUGGGAACCCAAAAAAAGGAAAAACAAAGAAGAGUCCGGGAGGGCGACACCCGUGACGGGAACCUUCGUGUCAAGGGCGAGAACUUCUACAAAGAUGCCAAAAAAGUCAGACAUUUGCUGAUGUACAAGACUGGUAGAGCCGUCAGAAACGCCAAGGGUGAAAUCAUCCAGGCUGCUGCCCUUCAAUCCACCGAUAUCCCCAAUGCCCGUGUGGAUCCUAACCGUAAGUGGUUUGGAAACACCAGAGUCAUUGCCCAGGACGCCUUGACUCAUUUCAGAGAGGCCAUGGGCGACAAGAAGCACGAUACGUAUUCUGUGCUUUUGAAGAGAAACAAGUUGCCCAUGUCGCUUUUGGACGAGAAGGACCAGACGGACUCGCCCACGGCCAAGAUCCUCGAGACCGAGUCGUACGAGCACGCUUUUGGUCCUAAGCAGCAGAGAAAGAAACCAAGAUUACAGGCGGCUUCCUCUUUGGAGGAGUUGGCUCAGCUUUCUGAAAACGACACCAAGGCGUUCCAGGAUAAGCAGGAGCUCAACGCCACUUUGGGUCUUAUGGGUGGCUCUUUCUUGGAUUCUGAGGACUACACUCAGACUGCCAAGGAGGCCAUUUUCCACAAGGGCCAGUCCAAGCGUAUCUGGAACGAACUUUACAAAGUCAUCGACUCUUCCGAUGUGGUGAUCCACGUCCUUGAUGCGAGAAACCCCUUGGGCACUCGUUGUGAGAGCGUGGAGAAGUACAUUCGUGAGGAGUGCUCUCACAAACACUUGAUCUAUGUGUUGAACAAGUGUGAUCUCGUGCCCACUUGGGUAGCGGCUGCUUGGGUCAAGCAUUUGUCCAAGUCAUAUCCAACAUUGGCGUUCCACGCCUCGAUCAAGAACUCCUUUGGUAAGGGCUCUUUGAUCCAGUUGUUGCGUCAGUUCUCUACUUUGCAUUCGGACCGUAAGCAGGUUUCUGUCGGUUUCAUCGGCUACCCUAACACCGGUAAGUCUUCCAUUAUCAACACCUUGCGCCAGAAGAAAGUGUGCCAGGUUGCACCUAUUCCCGGCGAGACCAAGGUGUGGCAGUACAUCACGUUGAUGAAGAGAAUCUUCUUGAUUGACUGUCCCGGUAUCGUGCCUCCUAGUAACAGAGACACCGAAUCUGACAUUUUGUUCAGAGGUGUGGUUAGAGUUGAGCAUGUCACCAAUCCUGAGCAGUAUAUUCCAGAUAUGCUUGAAAAGUGUGAAAGAAAGCAUUUGGAAAGAACUUACGAGAUCAAGGGCUGGAGCAACUACGAGGAGGACCCUUCGCUUCUAGAGAAGGCCAGUACGGAGUUCAUCGAGCUCAUUGCCAGAAAACAAGGUAGAUUGUUGAAGGGUGGUGAGCCUGAUGAAGGUGCUGUUGCUAAACAGGUUUUGAACGAUUUCAACAGAGGAAAGAUCCCAUGGUUCGUUCAGCCUCCUAAGGACGAGGAGGUGAGAACUGGUGAGGACAAGAAGGCCGAGUUCAAGAGAAAGAGAGCUGAAAGAGAGAUCGAGAAGGAGGCUCAAGAGUCUGCCAAGAGACUCAAGUUGGAUGAAGAGGAAGAUGAUGAAGAGAAGGAGGAGGCCGAGGAGGCCGAGGAGGAGACCUCCCCAGAGAAAGAAUAA
Candidozyma pseudohaemuli is the source of this 1629-nucleotide messenger RNA. It is a transcript of the gene NOG2, whose product is annotated as putative GTPase. Bases 1 to 1629 code for a protein of 542 amino acids. The transcript is spliced from 2 exons. The record is from RefSeq and is a predicted model, not a curated record. Gene Ontology annotation, cellular component: nucleolus. Lineage: Eukaryota; Fungi; Ascomycota; Pichiomycetes; Serinales; Metschnikowiaceae. Gene Ontology annotation, molecular function: GTP binding.